GCAAUUGAAGAACAGCUGUCCGGCAGACGUCCGGGUCAACAGAAGAGGAGCGGAGGGGCAGAAGCACAGCGACCGGGGGAGGAGGGGGGGGGCACUACCACUACCCCUGAAGGAUCUUCACGUGUACGACAACCAGCAUCCUCCCUGGAAUCCACGCUGCAGCCGUUGAGACGCAUGAGUGAUACCUGCAUGGAUGACAUCAUUCCCAGAAUGUAACUCCAGCCCGUCCCAGGGGAUCUUCAUCCACAAGUUGUAGACUCCAACUGCAGCCCCAGCCAUGCCAGCUAAGGCGCCCAUCUACCUGAAACCCACCAACAGCAAGAAGGGGAAGAAAUGCCGCCUGCGGGAUAUUUUGUCCCCGGACAUGAUCAGUCCGCCGCUUGGCGACUUUCGCCACACCAUCCACAUCGGCAGAGGGGGGCACAGGGACGCCUUUGGAGACAUGUCCUUCCUCCAGGGCAAGUAUGAGCUCCUACCCGGGAAGGUGGAGUUCCAAGCUCAGUACGGAGUUCAAAGUGAGUUCCUUCGAGCAAACAGCGCAGGCGACGCUUCCUUUGUGGAGACGCCAUCUCCUGUUCUCAAGAACGCCAUCUCCCUCCCGAGCAUCGGCGGCUGUCAGGCGCUGACCCUCCCACUUGUUUCUUCUGCGGUGUUCUCCAUGCCGCCGGAGCCGUUGGGGGACACGACAGACCCGACAACCCCCCAGAAAAUGGGCAGCGUUGAGGACGUGGCGAUGGACACUUUGUUGCACGCAAUCGACAGCUUGGGCAGCAACGAGAGAAAUGUCCAGUUAAAGCCGGACGUCCUGCUGGACCUCCUGCAGAGCACAAAGCCCGACUGUAAAGCCAACACGGAAAAACCAUCCAGCUGCUACAUCAACGGCCACAGCAACACGAGCUACAAAGCUAACGGAAGCCUUCAAAGCAACACGAGCUACAAAGCUAACGGAAGCCUCCACAGCAACACGAGCUACAAAGCUAACGGAAGCCUCCACAGCAACACGAGCAGCGACAGUUUGGAAAGUUUGGAAACCAAACUCUACCACGACAAAAGUUAUCUCAACAAGAGCCACCUUCUGGGACAUUUCAGCAACAACAUCAACUUGGAGCUCAAGGAGCUCUCCGAGUGCCACGGCGAGUGGGCGGACAGGGACAGCGGCGUGGACGAGGGCCGCAACUGUGAUUUUGACUUUGAGAAGAGCCCAUCGCGGGAGUCGCUCACCCGGAUCACGGGGUCGCUGCUCUCUCUGGAACUGGAUCUGGGCCCAUCCAUCAUGGAUGAUGUGCUCAACAUCAUGGAUAAACCCGCAGUGAAGAGCAGGCCUUGAAAGGGGGGGGUCGUAUGAUCAAAUUCCAGGACUCAGACUAGAGAGGGGGGGCAAUCAGGUUUUAUUAUUAUGAUUGUUUUUAUGAUCAAAACAUAUACUGUAACUAUUCUGGCUUCUAUGGAGUGUUUUUACUUUGAUUUAGUUUUAUUUUUUGGCCAUGCCGGCAUGUUCAUAUUCAUAUGCACGUACUUCAGACUUACUCCAUUGUGCCUUUCAUUUACAUAUUCUACAUAACUGCUCUUUCACGGACUUACACGCAAUAUUCUUUUUUUUUUUUUUACACAGAUUCGCGUGUCAAACACUGUCGGUGUUUGUUUGUUUGUUUGUGUUAAAUAAAGCACUAUUGGCUUUUUUUAUGAUAGAACACUAUGCAUAUUUGUGUUUUGGAAUUGUAACACAAAUAAAAUGUUUUUGUCUGAUUGUGCCUCUUCUUUUGCUGCGAAUGUUAGCAUAGCAUAGCAUAGCAUAGCAUAGCAUAGCAUAGCAUAGCAUAGC
Molecule: messenger RNA, 1822 nt
Organism: Doryrhamphus excisus (bluestripe pipefish)
Lineage: Eukaryota; Metazoa; Chordata; Actinopteri; Syngnathiformes; Syngnathidae
Gene: cdc42ep3
Product: CDC42 effector protein (Rho GTPase binding) 3
Biological process (GO): positive regulation of actin filament polymerization; regulation of cell shape; Rho protein signal transduction
Cellular component (GO): cytoplasm; cytoskeleton; plasma membrane
Molecular function (GO): small GTPase binding
Source: RefSeq, a predicted model, not a curated record